AUGGCCGACCCACAACCUAUCGACGUCCGAAUUGAGGGCAAGCUCCGAGCUAGCCUUAAAGUUGAGCAUUUUGAAAUUGUGGACACAUCUGGCAACUGCGGCUCCUCAUUUGCCGUCGUUAUUGUCGCGCCAGACUUUGCGCGCAAGAUGACGCUGGCACGGCACAAGAUGGUCAACCAGAUUCUCGCAGAGGAGAUCGCCCAGUUGCACGCCUUUUCGCAGAAAACAUUUACGCCCGAACAGUGGGCCAAGGAGCAAACCAAGUAAUUACUGGCCUCAGUUAAUCAUGAGUUGGCGCGGCUACGCAACAUAGCCUUGCGCUCGGCUCCCUGCUUCAGCUCGCCCACGCUGAGCAGCCAUCAUGCCAUCAAGCACCCGCAUGACCGGUGGAUGUCGCCCCACCGUUGUAUCACUACGCGCCAGAUGCACUAGCAUUGUGUAUGCGGGAGAUGGGGCAGCGCUUUGCGUGGAACUCGGAGGUCACGCCCAGACGCUCUUGAAUCUCUCUCACGGAUCAGUGUCCCGCAUCCGUCGCCACCGCUAUCAGCCGGUUCUUGCCGUCGCAAAGAAUUCCCGGUGUGUUAUAAGAUAGUGGUGGGCGAUGCGUGCUUCCAGCGUCCUC
Messenger RNA from Cutaneotrichosporon oleaginosum, 622 nucleotides. RefSeq lists its product as uncharacterized. The record is from RefSeq and is a predicted model, not a curated record. Gene Ontology annotation, molecular function: 2 iron, 2 sulfur cluster binding. Gene Ontology annotation, biological process: intracellular iron ion homeostasis. Gene Ontology annotation, cellular component: nucleus; cytosol. NCBI's taxonomy places the organism in Eukaryota, Fungi, Basidiomycota, Tremellomycetes, Trichosporonales, Trichosporonaceae.